Messenger RNA from Penicillium verrucosum, 390 nucleotides. RefSeq names its product peptide-methionine (R)-S-oxide reductase. Gene Ontology annotation, biological process: protein repair; response to oxidative stress. Lineage: Eukaryota; Fungi; Ascomycota; Eurotiomycetes; Eurotiales; Aspergillaceae. The record is from RefSeq and is a predicted model, not a curated record. Gene Ontology annotation, molecular function: peptide-methionine (R)-S-oxide reductase activity. The transcript has a single exon. The coding region runs from base 1 to 390 and encodes 129 amino acids.
AUGGCUAUAGAACAAUUCCGCAUUCUCCGUGAAAAGGGUACUGAGCGCGCUGGUACCGGUGAAUACGAUUCCCACUACCCGUCCAAAGGCAUCUACAAUUGCGCUGGUUGCGAUGCGCCGCUUUACACUGCCGAUCACAAGUUCAAAUCUGGCUGUGGCUGGCCUGCAUACUUUGAUUCCAUCCCUGGUGCUGUCACUAGAAACGUUGAUAACACAUUUGGUAUGAAGCGGACAGAGAUCGUAUGCACCAACUGUGGGGGUCACCUCGGCCAUGUGUUUGAGGGUGAGGGGUAUCAGACCCCCACAGAUGAGCGUCAUUGUGUGAAUAGUGUCAGUCUGCGCUUUACGGAAGAUGCUAGUGCUACUAAAGAUCCUAAGGCGAAAGCUUGA